AUGUAUGGAGGAAUAGCAACUGAUGGUGGUGGAGAUAUUUCUACUAACAGUAUCUACUUGUUCCAAUUAUCAAAUUGUACAAUAAACUGGGAGUGUCUUAACCAAGGAUCAGUACCUAAUGAUGGACUGUGGCCUAAAGGAAGAGACUUUCAUGACAGUACUAUUAUCAAUGGUGUCUCUACCUCACCUACACUAGUAAUGAUUGGUGGAGUGGAUAGUUGGAAUCAACCGUUGAAUGAAUGUUUAUUAUUAGACACAAGCCAGUACAAUUGGAUGAAGAUUCCUCUACCUGAAUCUGUUAAUGGUAGAUAUGCUCAUACUGUAUCAUCUUUUGUUGUUGAUCCUAAUCAUGUGUUCCUAAUAAUAGUGGGAGGUUGUACAGAAGCUGAACUCAAACAUGUAGGAGGAGGAGUAAUAAAUAGGUUUAAUAAACCUGUCACUGAUCCUAAUAUCACAAUGGUAGUGGAACUAGUUUUUAAUGAUGGUCAAUGGUCAGUGGGUCCAGUAUUAGAUUCAUUUAAUAUUCCUUUAUUGUAUGAACUAAUACUAAAAGAAAGAAGAAAGGAAUCAUACAUGAUAGAUAAAGUGAAGGAGCUUCAAGUUAUCAAUGAGUCUUUACAUCAUGAUCUACAAGUGUCUAGAACUAACAACCAAUCACUUCAGGAAGCACUACUAGCACUGGAAUCAGAUAAUAUUAAGAAGCUAAAAACUGAUGAAUCAGUGGAGGAGAAACAAAUAAUGACUGAUGAAGAUAUUGAGAAACUUAGAGCUACAGUUGAAGCAUUUAUAGCUGAAAUAGAAGAGAAGAAACAAGUAGAAGAUCUUAAAACUAAAGUUGCUGAUAAUGAGAGGUAUACUGCCAAACUAAUGAAGGAAAAGGAGCAACUACAGGAGAGAGUCACAUCCUUAGAGGAACAAUCCAUCAAAAAGACUACCAGUACCAAAGAAGUGCAAUUUGAUUACAUGAUCCCUUCAAUGGGAGGACAGUUCAAGUUUCCUCGUAAUACUGUCCUAGUGAGUGCUGUGUAUGCAGUAUCACUCUCAAAGCCUCUCCUCAAACGACUCAAGUUAGAGAUACAGCACUGCAUUGAUUUAAGAGGACGACCAGAUCUUGCACAAUACUUAAAGUUUGCUAUAGCUCCCAUGAGCACAUCUAGUCUUCCUUACCAAUUCUCAAUAGUUGAGGGAGGAGAGUUUAGCUCUAAUAGUGGGUAUGGAUCCAUUCACCGUAAUAAGUUCUGUUUGGUUUGUAUACUGGGGGAAGAAUGGACUAACGGAGACACAGAAGAAAGAGAGGAGGAGGAACAGCAACCACAACAAGAGGAGAAUGAGGAGGAGGAGGGAGACAAAGAGGGAGGAGAGGGUAGUGACAGUGAUGAUGAUGAUACCAGCAGUACUCCACCAGGGGCUAGUGGAGCAUGUAAAGAGUCUACUAAAGAGACUAACCUCCCAACUAAUACAGUGUCUGUUGCUGGUCCUGCUACUACACCAAACACUGAUCAUGUUAACAAGGCACAGUCCACUGGUGUAAAAAGGGCUGUAACAUAUGCUGGUCUGGUUUAUUAUGAGGAGAAACGUGUAGAGGAUCUAGUGACAUUUACUGCAGCUAAGAAUUUGGAAGCACUUAUUCAAUAUAUUGAACGGAAACACUCUCAAGCUGAGAUUGGACCAGAUAUUUCCUUUAGUUUCAAGUUUCCUUAUGAUUAUGUUGAAUUAAACUUUGAUGCACCUCAAAAGAAACCAUUCACUGGAUGGACACUUACUCCUCACACUGAUCCUUGCAGAUUGUAUCAAGAGGCCAUUGAUAAAUUUGGUGAUAAAGAGCAUUCUCGUCCUUCAUGUUGUCUCAUAUCAGUUUACGGAUCACCUGAUGCUGUCCCUUUUCUUAAUUACUUCAUACCACUGGAAGGUGUGGCUCAUCCAGUUUCAUUAAACAUUCAUAGAGUACGAAGAAAUUUCACUGUUCCUGUUCAUCCUUCAACAAAUUCUACUACCUCCUCCUAUAAUGUAGUACAUGAAUCAACUACAUUAUCCACUGGAGGAGCUAAUGCUCCUAGCAGUAGUGGCAGUGAUGGAACUAUUCCAGUACCAACUAAAAGAAGAGAAGGAGGCUUUGAUAUUAAAACAGCUAAACAAAAGAUCAAACAAGUUAUGAUUGAGAAUCACUCUGAUUUUGCUGGACUCCUCCAGUUUUCUCUGGUCCAUGUUGCUAACAAACUAUUUGAGGUUCAUAUGAUUCCUCCUGAAGUUCAACAGUCACCAACUUAUGAUGCCAUAUCUACCUGUUUUCUAUCUAUGAUGAAUCUAUUGGACUCUAAGUCUGACCUAGAGAAGCAUUGUGUGAAGUAUCUAGAGGCUCUGUCUAGUGUUGGGGGACCAAUAGAAUUUGCUGCUAAUCUCUUGAGGAAAAAAUGGACAACAGCUCUAGAGGGAGCACUUGAGUUUGAACAGUCUGUGAAAAGAGUUAGAACUAAUGAUGAAUGAUGCUGCACUUAAAUGAUUUUAAUUUUUAGCUAAUGUUAUUUUCUAUUUUAAAAUGUUGUAUUUAUGUAAUGUUCCACUGUUCUGGUUCUUUCCU
Amphimedon queenslandica is the source of this 2578-nucleotide messenger RNA. RefSeq lists its product as uncharacterized. Gene Ontology annotation, molecular function: protein binding. The record is from RefSeq and is a predicted model, not a curated record. The transcript is spliced from 15 exons. Bases 1 to 2484 code for a protein of 827 amino acids. Lineage: Eukaryota; Metazoa; Porifera; Demospongiae; Haplosclerida; Niphatidae.